Sycon ciliatum is the source of this 2047-nucleotide messenger RNA. Its product is annotated as KH domain-containing, RNA-binding, signal transduction-associated protein 2-like. Gene Ontology annotation, biological process: regulation of mRNA splicing, via spliceosome. Gene Ontology annotation, cellular component: nucleus. Gene Ontology annotation, molecular function: mRNA binding. The coding region runs from base 317 to 1279 and encodes 320 amino acids. NCBI's taxonomy places the organism in Eukaryota, Metazoa, Porifera, Calcarea, Leucosolenida, Sycettidae. The transcript has 9 exons. The record is from RefSeq and is a predicted model, not a curated record.
UAGUCUUGCCCAGCCAACUCAGCACCCACAUGGGCAGGCAGCAGACGCCAACGGUAACACAGCUUCACUUGACCCUUCUUUAUCGCUCUGGACUCUACCCUAGUCUUGGCCUUUUGCCAGUUUUGGUUGUAGCUGUAGAUUUUUAGAGAGCCAUACAUAAUCAUUGUUUCCAGCUGCGCUGUCCCAUUCGGUGUAAGUAGGUAACGAGGCAACACACUUCCGGAAUUUUUGGCAAUUUGCUUCCAGAAGUGCUUUUUCAUUAAUUUUUAGCUUCAAGAGAGGUUCCAUUUUAGAGACCUGGAAGCUUUUCUACACCAUGGACGCAGAAAAAUAUCUUCCUCAGCUCCUUGCUGAGAGAGAUCGCCUUGAUCCAGCACUCGCUCACUGUUUACGUCUUUUGGACAAAGAAAUUGACACAGUGAAGGCUGGUCGGGCAAAAGCUACCGCGGAGCAAGUACAUUUAUCAGAGAAAGUAUUUGUUCCAGCUAAAGAUUUUCCCGGGUAUAAUUUUGUAGGGCGCCUGCUUGGACCAAGAGGGCUCUCGCUGAAACGCAUGCAGUCUGAAACUGGCUGCCGCCUGACUAUCAUGGGUCGUGGAUCAGUGCGUGAUUCUGCAAAGGAGGAUGAAUUGCGUGAAUCCGGCGACAGCAAGUACGAUCAUCUCAACGAGGACCUACAUGUGCUGGUGGAGGCCAAGGGAAAUGAGAAUCUCGCCGCCGCUCGCCUAGCUGCCGGGGUGGCCGAAGUUCGCAAAAUGCUUAUACCGGGGGAUGCUAAUGAUCAAAUUCGCAAUGAGCAACUGCGCGAGCUGGCACUGCUCAAGGGCAUCCAGGAGCAGUCGGAGACGAUUGCAUCGGUGCGCUCCGAUUCGUUUCCCGUUGCCGAGCACGCACCACGGGCACCUGUGCGCAGUCGUGCUGCCGCAGUUCAGCCCAGGCAGCCGGCCAUUUAUGCUGCAGCGGCGGCGGCAAUGGCGGCGGCCGCUGAGCCACACGACUAUGCACCGGUCAUGAUGGUGCCUCGACAGAUGGAGCGUCUGCCAGCAGGCCUCGCCUAUGCUAAGGCUCCAUCUUUCGAAGAUGCUUACCUGGAAUCAGCUGGCCGUAGUAGACGGUACAGUGAGUAUGCAGAGCCAGCCAUACAGAUGGUUCCUGUGGUGAGACCAACUGGUGGCUUGUCGGCAGCACACUCUCUUCCCAGGACCAUGACGGCGCCCAGGACUCGUAAACGCUUUGAGCCCUAUCAAGGUGUCCGUAACUCGACGCCUGGCCAUUACUGAUCUUCGUGCGAACGAGAGCGAGGCCUGAACGAGCAGGGCUUCACGCCCCGUGUGAUACUAGUAGCUGACUGUUGGUGUUUGUCACCGUCACCGGACGCUGUGUUGUUCUGCCUCCCUGUUGUGCCUGCCUGCCCUGACUUACUUGUGCAUCCGUUAAUGUGACUCUCUCCUGGCCAACAUGUAUAUGUUACAUGUUACAUUCUUCCAUGACGAUGCUCGAUUUUAUCGCCCUUUAGUCAUCUGACUCGCUAAUGUGCCUUCCAGUCAGCCUAACAUAAGCCACUGAUGAAAGACCAGAAAAAAAGGAAUAAUUAACUGCCAUGAAUUGUCUGCCGCCAUUCUGCCUUCGUCUAGUUUUCCAUUGAAAGUCGUGUCUAUUUUUGCAUUCGCUUUUUUGUCAUGUUGUCAUGUUGGCGAUGCUUGGUUUGUCUCAGGACUAUGUCUUUUAUGAUCCACUAUUUUUGAAUGAUCACUGGUUCCUCCAAAGAUUUGAAAAAAAGACAUAUUUUACCCUUUCUUUAUUGAUACUGUUUUGUUGACACAAUGCAGAGAUUUCUUUAUAUCAUUUUAUCACCUUUUCCCCAGUCUUGUUUGGGAUGAUCUCUUUCCACCUACCCCUAUUUUAUCCUUCUCACCAUUACUAGGAUUUUUCAUGGUGUACUGUCUUUUAUCCCUAUCAGCGAAGAUCCACGCUAUUUUCUCCCAAGAAUAUCUAUCGCCCUUCGUUUUUCCGCGUGGUCGCAUGGUACUCGUUCCGUCAUCAAAGCA